Messenger RNA from Psammomys obesus (fat sand rat), 1428 nucleotides. RefSeq names its product cytochrome P450 2G1-like. Gene Ontology annotation, molecular function: heme binding; oxidoreductase activity, acting on paired donors, with incorporation or reduction of molecular oxygen, reduced flavin or flavoprotein as one donor, and incorporation of one atom of oxygen; iron ion binding. Gene Ontology annotation, biological process: xenobiotic metabolic process. Gene Ontology annotation, cellular component: cytoplasm; intracellular membrane-bounded organelle. The coding region runs from base 1 to 1428 and encodes 475 amino acids. The record is from RefSeq and is a predicted model, not a curated record. Lineage: Eukaryota; Metazoa; Chordata; Mammalia; Rodentia; Muridae. The transcript has 9 exons.
AUGGCACUGGGAGUGGCCCUCAGCAUUUUUUUGGCACUCUUGUUGUCUUGCCUGCUCAUCUUGACCUCCUGGAAGCUAACUAGUAAGGGAGGAAAGCUGCCCCCUGGACCCGCACCAAUACCGUUUUUGGGGAACCUGUUACAAGUCCACAUUGAUGGCCCACUUCAGUCCUUCCUGAAGGAAGCCCUAGUAGACCAGGCAGAUGACUUCAGUGGCCGUGGUGAAAUGCCUACAAUAGAGAAGAAUUUCCAAGGUCAUGGUAAUUUAGGUAUGUCCAGUGGAGAACGAUGGAAGAUUCUCCGGCGUUUUUCCCUGACUGUCCUUCGAAACUUUGGGAUGGGGAAGUGGAGCAUCGAGGAACGGAUCAAGGAGGAAGCUGGCUACCUACUGGAGGAAUUCCAUAAUACCAAGGGCGCUCCCAUAGAACCCACCUUGUACCUGAGCCGCACUGUAUCCAAUGUCAUCUGUUCCGUUGUCUUUGGAAAACGCUUCGACUAUGAGGACGAGCUUUUCCAGAGUCUAAUGAAGAUGAUCAACGAGAGCUUUGUGGAGAUGAGCAUGCCCUGGGCACAGUUAUAUGACAUGUACGGGAGAGUCCUGCAGUAUUUUCCAGGAAGACACAACCACCUCUAUACCUUGAUAGAAAACCUUAAGGACUUCAUUGCAUCCAGGGUCAAGAUCAAUGAAGCAUCCUUCGACCCCUCAGACCCUAGGGACUUCAUUGACUGCUUUCUCAUCAAGAUAUAUGAGGAUAAAAGCAAUCCCCACUCAGAAUUCAACCUCAAGAACUUGGUCCUCACCACCCUUAACCUCUUCUUUGCUGGCACGGAAACGGUGAGCUCCACAUUGCGCUACGGAUUCUUGCUGCUGAUGAAGUAUCCCGAGGUGGAGGCCAAGAUUCUCGAGGAGAUUAACCAGGUGAUCGGAAUGCACCGUGCUCCAAAACUGGAUGACCGGGCUAAGAUGCCGUACACUGAUGCUGUCAUCCAUGAGAUACAGAGGGUGACAGACGUUGUGCCUCUGGGUGUCCCCCAUAAUGUCACACGGGACACUCAUUUCCGAGGCUACUUUCUGCCCAAGUCCAAAACUCUGUUUGUCUCCCAAGGUACGGAUGUGUAUCCACUGAUUGGCUCGGUCCUCAGAGAUCCCAAGUACUUCCGCUACCCGGAUGCUUUUUAUCCUCAGCAUUUUCUGGAUGAGCAGGGACACUUCAAGAAGAAUGACACCUUUGUGGUCUUUUCCUCUGGAAAGCACAGAUGCGUGGGGGAGGCGCUGGCUAACAUGGAGCUUUUCAUCUACUUCACCUCCAUCCUUCAGAAGUUCUCCUUACGGUCCCUAGUGCCUCCUGCUGAGAUUGACAUCGCUCAUAGGAUCUCAGGCUUUGGCAACAUUGCCCCCAUCUACAAGCUCUGUCUGGUGGCCCACUGA